Camellia sinensis is the source of this 1756-nucleotide messenger RNA. RefSeq names its product zinc finger CCCH domain-containing protein 3. The record is from RefSeq and is a predicted model, not a curated record. Lineage: Eukaryota; Viridiplantae; Streptophyta; Magnoliopsida; Ericales; Theaceae. Gene Ontology annotation, molecular function: metal ion binding; mRNA binding.
GAGGGGAAGUUUCAGACAGUGAGGUGAUCCGAAAUUUCUCUACUUUCGAAUCAAACACCAAAUCGUGAAGGGAUCCGAAAAGCACAGAGAGAGAAAUAUAGAUAGAAAGAGAGAGAGAGAGAAGAACUUACACUGUAUCGGAAUAUAUUUUGUAGAUUUUUCACAUUGAUUGGUCAUAAAUUUACCUCUUUCUCUCUCUCUCUCUCUUGAUUUGAUACACUCGUUUGAUCGAUCUCUGUUUUGGUUUUGGUUUCACACUUUCUAGAGAGAGAAACUUGUUGGUGACUCAAACCAAGGGUUGUUCUUGUUUUUGUCAUUGGGGUUUGUGAUUGGGGGUAGAGAUUAUCGGGGAUCGAUGCCUGAUAAUCGACAGGUUCAGAGCAAUGGAGGUGUUUCCAAUUCUUCACCAAAUAACCUUGAAGAGGCCAUAAGGCGGUUUAACAUUCACCCAAAUGGUAUCCAGGACAGUGGCGCCACGGCUAAUUCGUACCCGGAUCGUCCCGGCGAACCGGAUUGCAUAUACUAUUUAAGAACUGGGUUGUGUGGUUAUGGAAGCAAUUGUAAAUUUAAUCACCCUACUUCUUCUUCUGGGCAGGUACAGGGUGGUCAGUACAAAGGUGAACUGCCAGAAAGAGUUGGACAACCUGACUGUGGGUAUUAUAUUAAGACAGGGACCUGCAAAUAUGGAUCAACAUGUAAAUAUCAUCACCCACGGGAUAGACAUGGUGCCGCACCUGUUCAAAUGAAUAUUUUGGGCCUACCCUUGCGUCAGCAAGAAAAGCCUUGCCCUUUUUACAUGAAAACUGGAUUAUGUAAGUUUGGAAUUGCAUGCAAGUUCAAUCAUCCUCAACCUGCAUCAGCUGGAACCGUCUUUCCCAUUCCUGGAUCUGCUGCCUACGGAUCUUCAGGCUCAACAGUUGUUUCUUCAUCUGGUUUGCAUUAUGUGGGAGGAGUUUCAGCAUCGUCAUUGCCAAAGACACCUUAUUUAUCUGGUCCCCGUGCGCAAGGCCCCCAGACAUAUAUGCCUGUUGUUGUGUCUCCCUCUCAAGGCAUUGCACCUGCACAUGUCUGGAACACUUACAUGGGAUGCAUGAGUCAUGUAUCUUCUACCAGUUAUCUUGGAUCUGAUUUUGUUUAUAACUCCAAGAAUCAGGGCGAGUCGGGUUCCAUUGGCAUGGUGCAUAUGUUACCUACAUCCAUUCCUCAUCUACCUGAGAGACCGGAUCAACCAGAAUGCCGGCAUUACAUGAGCACCGGAAGCUGCAAAUAUGGAUUUGAUUGCAAGUACAAUCACCCAAGAGAAAGGAUUGCUCAAUUGGCAACAAAUUCUUUAGGACCACUUGGGCUUCCAUUGAGACCUGGGCAAGCUGUUUGUUCAUACUACAACUUGUAUGGACUAUGUAAGUAUGGCCCGACUUGCAAAUUUGAUCACCCUAUGACAGGAUAUCCUUAUAACUAUGGUUUGAGUUAUCUCCUUUGCUCGAUUCGCCCACAGGUAUGGAAAGAGCUACGAGACUCCCGAAGAAAUGAAGCUACGGUUCUCGAUUUUCUCGGAGAACUUGAAGCUCAUCAAAUCGCACAACAAACAGAAACAUCUCCCUCUAAACCAUCUAAGGUUCCUGACUGGGUAAGGAAAUCUGAAUCUGCAAGCAACAAAAAUCAUAACUUGGAUACUGAAAAUUCAUCAGAACAUGCUGGUUCUCCACCACAUCCCACACCGAUUUCUUCAGAACUUCCACAUGAUCAUUCUGAUUGA